GCAUCGAUCCCCGAGAGUACAUUCACGUCGCUUAGCUAGCUAGCUACUAACAAUAUAGUUCCAUGCUCUGAAAAGGGCAAAUUUAGUUAUGUUGGGCAAUCAUGGCAUCCAACCUGUCACUCUGAUUUUCCACAACACGAAAAACUGUUUUCUUCACCUUCCUUCAAACUUGUUAAAACAGCUCUCUCUCCAUGACAACCAGGCCCUGGAGCUGUCCUGGGGUCAUGAUGCCCGUGUGUUUCUCAGCUGGACCAGAAGCAGAAGCCCUGCCAACCAGGAGGACCAUAAAGUAGCGCUGAGCAGGCAACUGGGAGAGAAGCUUGGACUCAGAGAUGGAGAGCAGGGCUUCUUGCGGUCGUGCCAGCAAGUCCUGUCUGUACAGCAGGUGUUUGUGGAGCCACUCUCCUCUGACGACUGGGAAAUCCUGGAGCUCCACAGUGCAGCGCUGGAGCAGCAGCUCCUGGAUCAGAUUAGAGUGGUGUUUCCUGAUGCAGUGUUUCCUGUGUGGGUGGACCAGAGAACAGUCAUCUACAUCAGAAUCGCUUCACUCACCCCAACUGUACCGUACGGUCGAUUAGAGCAGUUCACAGAGCUACACAUCUCUCCUAAAAUUCGUGCUGGAAGUGAGGACCUCUCCUUCGCUCCUUUUGGAUCAUCCUUAUCCAAUCAGAACCAGCCCCUCCACAGGCAGCCAAACUUUGACCUCUCACCCUCCUCCAGGUCCUCUCAGGAGUUCAGCGUUCAGGAGACUGGACUUCCUGUAGAACAAUGUCCUAACGCUGCUGCCCUCCAGAGCCCCCAGCAGUGGGGCGGGAUAGCAGACGUAAAGAGCCUGGUCAGGUACAUGCUAACAGGGAACUUUGACCCUGUGAGAGAGACUCCCCCCAUCCCCACCAUCCCUGCCCUCCUCAGUGACUCAGUCUUCAGAGUGUGCAGAGCACCGCCCGUGUCUCCUGGCCCUCUGAGUGCCACCCAUGGGGUUGUCCACAUCCUGCCCUGGGGCCAGCAGAUGGGAGGUAAUAUCAAUGGAGGCCAGCCAGCUGUGACGUACGGCCUACUGUCCAAGGUGCUCUCUCCCAAGGAGGUGAGAGAGAGGGCUAAGCAGGCCAUGGAAAAGAAGAAGAGUGGCGGUGCUGGUGGUGCUCCCCAGCCCGGUGGUGCUGGUGGUGCUCCCCAGCCCGGUGGUGCUGGUGGUGCUCCCCAGCCCGGUGGUGCUGGUGGGGCAGGAGACAGGGAGGAAAAAGAGGAUGCCACUGUAGUCAAGGUGGUGUGUCACCUUACAGAGGGGCUGAAAGGGACGCAGGGACCAUCUAGAGAGGGAGAGCUCCACAGUGGAAGGGUUUGGAUCCCACAAUCCCUGGAAACUAGUCUUCAUAUCAACCCACACUCAUCAGUGAGAAUCAAGCCAAUCAAGUCAACUCCUAAAGUAGCCACCAGUAUCCACCUGCAGCCUUUACAACCACUGCCUGCAGCAGAGAGUGAGGUGGAGAUUCAGACUGCCUUCCUGGGUUGGCUGCACACCCAGAGCCACGAACCACUAGCCUGUCUGGCCGGCCGCUCCAACACCAUCCUCCUACCUGCCACUGAAGGCAAGGUGGAGUUUGCUCUGACUGUGUUGAAGUCAGAACCUGAGACGGAGAGUAAAGCGCCUGACCAGUUGUUUCUGUUGUCUCCAUGUGUGAUACAGAAAACAGACAUACAGGUUGUCAGGGAACCUGUAACCGUGCCUACAAUGAAAGCCAUGGGUGAGACACCUAAUCAAGAUCUACCCUCUCUCAGCAGUCUUGGUGGUGUGGAGGAGCUGAGCAGGACUGGGUUUGACUUCCUCUCCCACAGCCUGAUGGGACGGCCUCUCUCUUGGGAGCUGGUGUCCACCGGCCGGGGCCUCCGGGGCGGAGCCCUGCUCAUCACAGGGGCCAAGGGAAGUGGGAAGACAGCUCUCUCCAGAGCUCUGUGUAGGAAAACUAUGGAGGACCUGGAUGCUCAUGUGGAGGUGGUUGACUGCAAAAAGCUGAAAGGGAAGAGAGCAGAGACCGUGAGGCAGAUAUUGGAAGAGGUUUUUGAACAGGCGGUGUGGAGACAGCCCUCUGUGGUCCUGCUGGAUGACCUGGAUCAUGUGACGGGGGCACCGACCUCACCGGAACAUGAACACGGACCAGAGGCUCUGCUAAGGCUGCACAUUGCCCAGAGUCUAAGGGACAUGGUACAUGACGUGGUGGUGCGCUCCAGCCUGGUGUCUCUGGUCAUCAGCAGUCACAGUGAACAUUCCCUCCACCCGUCACUCAGGGAGGUGCAGGGCUCCCACUUCCUCCAGGGCUUCAUACACAUCCAGCCUCCUGAUCAGGCCCAGAGAGGAGAGAUCCUGCGCUGUCUGAUCCUCAGUAAGACUGCUGUAUCCAAAGAGACCCUACACACGCUUGACCUGGGGAUUGUUGCCAAGGAAACAGAGGGCUACCUGCCCCGUGACCUGGCCCUGCUGCUAGAGAGGGCCAUCCAUGCCAACGCCCUACACAGGGCACGCAGCACCCAGGGAAUGUGUCUGUCGUGGAGGGAUUUUGUGCAGGCUCUGAAGGGCUUCACCCCUCCCACCCUGUGGGGGGCUCAGCUGCAGAGCCCCAGUGGUGCAGGCCUUGAGAGGGUAGGGGGGCUGCAUCAAGUACGCCAGUUACUCAUGGACACCAUCCUGCUACCGGCCAAGUAUCCGGUGCUCUUCUCCAGCCUUCCCAUCCGGCAGCGCUCAGGACUUCUGCUGUACGGCGCUCCAGGCACUGGGAAAACCCUGCUGGCUGGUGCCGUGGCCAAGGAGAGUGGGAUGAACUUCAUCAGUAUCAAGGGUCCCGAACUCCUCAGCAAGUACAUUGGAGCCAGUGAGCAGGCUAUCAGAGACGUCUUCCAGAGAGCCCAGGCUGCUAAGCCCUGCAUCCUGUUCUUUGAUGAGUUUGACUCCUUGGCACCCAGGAGGGGUCACGACAACACCGGGGUCACUGACCGGGUGGUCAACCAGCUACUGACCCAGCUGGAUGGGGUGGAGGGACUACAGGGUGUGUAUGUCCUGGCUGCCACUAGUCGUCCAGACCUGAUAGACCCUGCCCUGCUGAGGCCUGGCCGCCUGGACAAGUCCCUCUACUGUCCCCCUCCUGACCAGGAGGCGCGUGUAGAGAUCCUGAGGGCUCUGAGCCACUCGGUUCCCCUGGCUGACGAUGUGGACCUGGAGCAGAUGGCCAGGGCCACAGACACGUUCACUGGCGCUGACCUGAAGGCCCUGCUGUACAACGCCCAGCUAGAGGCCAUCCACAGCAGCCUGGGGCCCAGCCUGCUGCAUGACCUGGGCUCGGGUUCGGACAGCGACAUAAGCCUGUCCUCCAUGAUCUUUCUGAACCACAGCAGUGGGUCUGAUGACUCGACUGGGGAAGGGGAGAGAGGGUGCGGGCUGGACCACUCCAUGGUGCUGCUGGACCCCAGUGAUGUCCCCCCUGAGGACCCCCGUGGUGUCCCCCCUGAGGACCCCCGUGGUAACAUCUGGAGGCUGUACUUCGGCAGCUCCUUUGAGUCCGAGCUGGGCAACCCUUCCCCCUCAGGACUGAACUCCCAGGGUGUCUCUGGGCCCAACUCUAAUGACCUGACCGGUGCGUCGGUCAGAGACCCUGGCUUCUCCCACCCCCCGGCCUAUAUGUCCUCUCUACAGGAUGGCUACGAGGAGCUCAGCCAUGAGCAGCUAGACCACCUCCGUCUGGAAAUCAGCAACAUCAAGAGCAACUACAGACGAGCUACUGAGGACAGUGUCCCGGUCCAGGGUGGCCCCACCAGGCCAGGUCUGCUCCUGUGUCAGGCCCACCUCACCUCAGCCCUGGAUACCACCAGAGCCUCCCUCAGCAAGCAGGACUGGAGGAGGUACACAGACCUGUAUGAGUCCUUUGGAGCUUCGGGAGAAGGAAAGUCUCAGAGCACAGUGACGUUCAAACCCGGCCAAAGAGUAACGCUCGCUUAAUGACACGUGUAUGUCUAUCUGUUAAUUUUGACCUGCAAAUGUAAUGGUAAUUUAGCCAUUUUUAUUUAAUGUAUCUGCUACAUAAUAUAAAUAUGAUUGUACACUAUUGUAUGAUACGGACAUAUUGAUGAUUAAUGUUUCCAACUAAAUUAUCAUGUAAAAAAACAUGUAAAAAUGUACAAUGUAUCACAAAUUAAACAAUUAGCAUUAUGAUAUUACUUCAUAUUUUUUACAUUUCAUUUAUCAUGUUUAUUUUCUGAUGUUACACCUACAGUACUGUAUAAUUGUGAUAUCACUAAUGCAGAGGCACAGGUUUUCCAGCUAGGAACCAGCAGAUCAGGGGUCCUCAAUUUCGUUCAGCCGUGUGACACUUUUUUUUUCUUGAGCAUCUGGGACAUGGUUAUAAUUUGUACACUACAAAAAGACAGAAUAAAACCCAAACAGAUAAAGUGUUUGACAAAUAAAAAAUAAAAUUCAAACCUUUGAUUUACA
Salvelinus namaycush (lake trout) is the source of this 4480-nucleotide messenger RNA. RefSeq names its product peroxisomal biogenesis factor 1 (gene pex1). Gene Ontology annotation, cellular component: peroxisomal membrane; cytosol; peroxisome. The transcript is spliced from 24 exons. Gene Ontology annotation, biological process: protein import into peroxisome matrix. NCBI's taxonomy places the organism in Eukaryota, Metazoa, Chordata, Actinopteri, Salmoniformes, Salmonidae. The record is from RefSeq and is a predicted model, not a curated record. The coding region runs from base 89 to 3988 and encodes 1299 amino acids. Gene Ontology annotation, molecular function: ATP hydrolysis activity; ATP binding.